UUCAACUUUGUGUCGUUUUUAUCAAACCACAAGAAACUCCUUACUCCUUUCCCUUCUUUCAAACCUUUCUUCACAUCCCUCUUCCUUCAUUUAUUUUAUUAAAAUUAAAUAAAAUAAACAAACUGUUCAACUUCGGCUCCUCACCGUCCGAUACGUUGACUCUAACCGAUCAGUCAACUUGAACCUCCACAUCCAACGGCCAUGGGUCACUGUUACAGCCGGAACAUCUCCGCCGUCGAGGACAACGAGAUCCCCGAAGUAUCGAACCAACCGCCGCAAAACCACCGCCGUGCUCCGUCUCCUCUCCCCUCCGGACCUCCGGAAGUCAACUCCUACUCCGUCAGCCCGUUUCAAAGCCCGUUACCGGCCGGAGUAGCUCCGUCGCCGGCGAGAACUCCGGGACGGAAGUUCAAAUGGCCGUUUCCGCCGCCUUCCCCCGCCAAACCGAUCAUGGCGGCUCUGAGACGGCGGAGAGGCGCCCCGCCGCGGCCGAGGGACGAGCCGAUCCCGGAGGACGGCGAGGAGGCGGAGGGAGGAGGAGAAAGCAGCGGCGGAGAGAGGUUGGAUAAGAACUUUGGGUUCGGGAAGAACUUUGAAGGGAAGUACGAGCUGGGGAAGGAGGUGGGGCGAGGGCAUUUUGGUCAUACUUGUUGUGCUAAGGCUAAGAAAGGGAAGAUGAAAGGUCAAACUGUGGCCGUUAAGAUCAUUGCUAAAGCUAAGAUGACAUCGGCUCUGUCCAUUGAAGAUGUUCGGAGAGAAGUGAAACUGUUGAAAGCUUUAUCUGGACAUAGGCAUAUGGUUAAGUUCUACGAUGUAUACGAGGACGAUGAUAAUGUCUUUGUUGUUAUGGAGUUGUGUGAAGGUGGAGAGCUAUUGGAUAGGAUUUUAGCUAGAGGUGGUCGAUAUCCUGAAGUCGAUGCUAAACGUAUUCUUGUACAGAUUUUAUCUGCAACUGCAUUUUUUCACCUCCAAGGUGUUGUGCACCGUGAUCUAAAGCCGGAGAAUUUUCUCUUUACCAGCAGAAACGAGGAUGCAAUCCUCAAGGUCAUAGAUUUUGGCUUGUCUGAUUUCAUUAGAUACGAUCAGCGUCUCAAUGAUGUUGUGGGAAGUGCAUACUAUGUUGCACCUGAAGUUCUGCAUAGGUCUUACAGUACUGAAGCAGAUAUGUGGAGCAUUGGUGUCAUAAGUUACAUAUUACUCUGUGGAAGCAGACCUUUCUACGGAAGAACUGAAUCUGCGAUUUUCCGCUGUGUGCUUAGAGCAAACCCUAAUUUUGAGGAUAUGCCGUGGCCUUCAAUAUCUCCUACUGCUAGAGACUUUGUGAAAAGGCUUCUGAAUAAGGACCAUAGGAAACGAAUGACAGCUGCUCAAGCCCUAGCUCAUCCGUGGUUACGUGAUGAAAACCCUGGAUUGCUUCUUGAUUUCUCGAUCUACAAGUUGGUCAAGUCCUAUAUUCGUGCCUCACCUUUCAGACGAUCAGCACUUAAGGCUCUCUCCAAAGCUAUACCCGAUGAUGAGCUUGUGUUCCUUAAGGCACAGUUCAUGCUCCUGGACCCUAAAGAUGGUGGCCUAUCUCUUAACUGCUUCACUACGGCUUUAACAAGAUAUGCUACUGAUGCAAUGAUGGAGUCAAGGCUUCCUGACAUUUUAAACACGAUGCAACCAUUGGCACAAAAGAAACUGGACUUUGAAGAGUUCUGUGCGGCUGGGGUCAGCGUUUACCAACUGGAAGCUCUUGAAGAAUGGGAACAGAUUGCAACUUCAGCGUUUGAGCACUUCGAGCAGGAAGGGAAUAGAAUCAUAUCCAUCCAAGAACUCGCCGGGGAGAUGAGCCUGGCACCAAAUGCAUAUCCUCUGCUCAAGGAUUGGAUCCGGAGUUCGGAUGGAAAGCUGAGUUUCUUGGGCUAUGCUAAGUUCUUGCAUGGUGUGACCGUACGAAGCUCGAGCUCAAGACCUAGGUGACACAGAUGUCAUGACUAGAGUCUUCUAACGUGUGAAUCAAUUCUUGAGAAGCACCCCAAAGGACGUAGCGGUCAUCGACCUUGGGUUCAAAAGACGCAACAUAUACUGGAAGUGGAAGCUAGGUGCUUUCUUUGUAAAUGAUUCUUUGAGCAUUCUGGUUUUUAGAGGAACCACACCAAAAAAAGAGAAAAACAUAUUUUUAUAUUAUAGGAGGAACUUGGAGAGGUGUUUUUUUUGUGGAUCAGUUUGCAUAAUCGAUUAUACUUCUCAGGUGCAUUCCG
Eruca vesicaria subsp. sativa (arugula) is the source of this 2243-nucleotide messenger RNA. The record is from the annotation of a GenBank genome assembly. Lineage: Eukaryota; Viridiplantae; Streptophyta; Magnoliopsida; Brassicales; Brassicaceae.